AUGGCGAGGCCGGAAGGUCGUGGACGAUUGGAGCGUCGGAAAAAGAAAGCUGACCUGAAAUCGCAGCGACGUGAAGAAAACGAGAGGCGGCGCCAGAAAAACGAGGAGGCAGCGAACGAUAAGGUCCGGAAGCAUGGGGAGAAAGAUAAGACUCGGACGCGUGGGGAGAAAGAUAAGACUCGGAUACUACGAGGCAAGAGUGAGAAGAGCACCAACAAUGGCUCCCGAGGUUCUGAUGGGAACAGUUCGACUGCACGUCUUGGUGAGCAACAAGCCAGACGGGAGUUCAGUAUUGAUUCUGAGGCGAAAGCUUUUCUGGGUGAAACCCGCGGGAAUGAGAUGAAUGAUGAUGACAUGCUCAUUGAGUACUUGGAACGUCAGUUGAACAUUCGAGGCGAUAAGAAGAAGUCACAAAAACUCAUAGAAGACGUGGCCAUGACUGAGUUCGGUGGGGAUAGAGACUUGGUAGGCAUACUGGAUUCCAUCUUAGACGGCCAACCAUCCAUUCAGCGUGAAGCGUCUAACCGCACUGCGAUUAGUGGUAGCGAAGAUGGGGAUGGUAGCGAAGAUGGGGAUGGUAGCGAAGAUGGGGACGACGGCAGCGAGGACGAGGGCGAGCCGGCGGAAGGUGUGGAGUCGUCCGAAGACUUGCAGCCGGCGGAAGGUGUGGAGUCGCAAGGGGGGGAGGAGAAUGUGGACUCCGUAGUCUUGAACCCGGUGAGUGUGGACACGGAGAGUGUGGACACGGAGAGUGUGGACACGGAGAGUGUGGACUCGAGGCAGGUCCGGGUGAGUGAGGGCCGGGUGAGUGAGGGCCGGGUGUGUGGGCCUGGCAAGUAUAUACCGCCUCAUUUGCGGAAGAAGGUGGCUGUAGCAUCUGCGUCGGUUUCGGCGGAGUUGUUGCAGGAGAUCCGAGCGGCGUUUAAUCGAGUGAGUGAGGGCAAUUUGAAUUUGAUAGUGGAGGGUGUGGUUCGAGCAGUGGCGGCUGAGAAGGAGCGUUUGCAAUUGGCGUUGAUGGGUGUUGACGAAGAGGUGAAGUUGAAGGUUGCGGAAUUUUUCGUGAGUGUGACGGAAUGUUGUGCCGGUCAGGCCAUGGCGUUUCUAGAGUUGAAGGCAGGUAUGGCGCUGAUGGCGCCACAGAUAGCGUUGUUGUGUGCUCUUUCGUCGGCAGUGAGUAAGCAGGUUUUAUUGCGUUAUCUAGCUAAAUGUUUGCAGUUGUUUGCAAACAACUUAACACGUUACUUGGGCCGUUCUUUGGGUGAUUUGAACCCUGAAACGGGCAUGGUGGACUUGGAGGAUAAGGAGCAGGCAAGACAGUAUGUCGAUUUGCUCAUCGAAUUGGCGCGGUACAUCGCUGAUCGUAAUAAUAUGGGAACGGAAGAACACACUCAGGGACGCCUAGAAUUACUAGCAGUACUACUCAGGACGUGUGCACCCGGACUGAACGCGGAAUAUGUGGAGAAAUACAAACUUCUAAAUUCGAUUGUUAAAAACUUGUUGCAAAAAUUAGAAGGCAAAUCUAAUAUGCAUAUAGACUGGGUGCGAUAUGAAUUAGAGAAUGUUGGUAAGCACAACAAGACCCCCCUCUUCGAAAAGCUUACUGCUAUGAGGAAUUGGCUGAAACGCAAAAAUACUGCCAAAGGCGGAUCGGGAAUAAUUCAGUGCAUAAACAACCAAAAAUGCUUUCUCGCAUUUAUAGAUGGCAAGAUCCCCAAGGAACUCCUUACUGGUAUUGAUCAGGACAGCACCGACCAGGACAAUAUUCUGGAUGACACACACGCCGGACAUCUUAUACGUGCAGCGAAAAAGUUCAAGAUCAGCUCUCCCUAUCAGCAAAGGAUCUUUGCCGCUAUAAUGGGCAGUGACAACCCCACCGAAGGGGCCUUGAAGCUUAUCAACUGCAUCAAGACCAACAAACAGAUGGAACCAGCAAUCGCUGUCCUACUCUUCUGCAUGGUUAAAGAGAAAACAUAUAAUCCAUACUACACUCAAGUAGCAUCCAGGUUGUGUAACACUGCUGACUUAAAACUACGACAAAAGCUUCAAAUUAAUUUACGAAGGGGAUUACACGUCCUGGUCCACUCCAUCAUCGUCAAAAAACAAGUCCAAGAAAAGCGAGACCGGAUCCUCACCUUCCUUAACGACUUACAAGAUGACAUCGAUGAGCCUGACAAGAAGAAAAUUGUUAAUAAGCUUCUGGACUAA
Molecule: messenger RNA, 2205 nt
Organism: Gregarina niphandrodes
Lineage: Eukaryota; Apicomplexa; Conoidasida; Eugregarinorida; Gregarinidae
Exons: 2
Coding region: 1-2205 (734 amino acids)
Biological process (GO): ribosomal small subunit biogenesis
Cellular component (GO): nucleolus
Molecular function (GO): RNA binding
Source: RefSeq, a predicted model, not a curated record